Salarias fasciatus (jewelled blenny) is the source of this 4280-nucleotide messenger RNA. It is a transcript of the gene grin2ca, whose product is annotated as glutamate receptor, ionotropic, N-methyl D-aspartate 2Ca. The record is from RefSeq and is a predicted model, not a curated record. NCBI's taxonomy places the organism in Eukaryota, Metazoa, Chordata, Actinopteri, Blenniiformes, Blenniidae. Gene Ontology annotation, cellular component: membrane. Gene Ontology annotation, molecular function: signaling receptor activity; ligand-gated monoatomic ion channel activity. The transcript has 12 exons. The coding region runs from base 24 to 4280 and encodes 1418 amino acids. Gene Ontology annotation, biological process: monoatomic ion transport.
GUCAGAGGCAGUAGCUGAGUGAGAUGGGCGUUCGUCUGCGCUGCUGGAGGGACUCCCCCUGGUGGCCGCUGCUGCUGCUGCUGCUGUCCUGCGGCGCCCCCCGCUGCUCAAGCCGGCCGUUCGGGAUCCCCUCCCCCUCGGUGAACGUGGCGGUGGUCUUCAGCGGCUCCGCCUACCAGACGGAGAUCAAGGGGCGCCUGAGCCGGGAGAACUUCAUGGACCUGCCGCUGGAGGUCAACCCCAUCACCGUGCUGGUCAACAACACCAACCCGCGGGCGCUGCUCACCCGCAUCUGCGACACGCUGUCCACCAACCGCGUCCAUGGCGUGGUGUUCGAGGACAACGUCGGUUCUGAGGCCGUGGCGCAGAUCCUGGACUUCAUCUCCACGCAGACGGCCGUGCCCAUCGUGGGGAUCAGUGGGGGCUCCGCCGCCGUCCUGCCGUACAAGGGUGAGGGCUCCAACUUCCUGCAGCUGGGCUCGUCCAUCGACCAGCAGAUCAACGGGAUGUUCAAGGUGAUGGAGGAGUACAACUGGGACAGCUUUGUGGUGGUGACCAGCCUGUACCCGGGCUACGAGGCCUACGUGGACUACAUCAAGUCCUUCACCGACACCAGCUACUUCAUGUGGGACGUGCAGGACGUGCUGACCUUCGACAUGUCGGCCGACAGCACCAACGACGUGCGCGCCCGGCGGCUGCUGCAGCAGAUCGACGCCCAGGUGCUGCUGGUCUACUGCUCCCACGAGGAGGCGCAGUACCUGUUCUCCAUGGCGGCCGAGGCGGGGCUGGUGGGGCCGGGCUACAUCUGGAUCGUCCCCAGCAUGGCGGUGGGGAACCCGGACGUGCCGCCGCCGGACAGCUUCCCCGUGGGGCUGAUCAGCAUCAUCACGGACCGCUGGAGGAUGAGCCUGAGGAAGCGGGUGCGGGACGGCGUGGCCAUCGUGGUCAAGGGCGCCGAGAGCUUCCGGAAGCAGCGGGGCUUCGUCCCCGAGGGGCACAGCGACUGCCACGGCCCGGGCAAGGCGGCGGCCGCCAACGACACGCUGUUCAGGCACAUGCUGAACGUCACCUGGGAGCACAACGACUUCUCCUUCAACGCAAACGGCUACCUGGUCAAUCCGUCCAUGAUCGUCAUCACUCUGGACCGGGAGAGACAGUGGGACAAGGUGGGUACCUACGAGGGCAGCAUCCUGCAGAUGCGGUACCCGGUGUGGCCGCGGUUCGGCUCCUACCUGGAGCCGGUGUCGGAUUACCGGCACCUGACGGUGGCGACGCUGGAGGAGCGGCCCUUCGUCAUCGUGGAGGCGGUGGACCCAGUGACAGGGACGUGUGUCAGCAACACGGUGCCCUGCAGACGGCAGUCCAACAAGACGGAGACCAUUGUGGGCCACACGGAACCCUACACCAAGCUGUGCUGUAAGGGCUUCUGCAUCGACAUCCUGAAGAAGCUGUCCCGCACCACCAAGUUCUCCUACGACCUGUACCUGGUCACCAACGGCAAGCACGGCAAGCUGGUGCGGGGCGUCUGGAACGGCAUGAUCGGAGAGGUCUUCUACAAGAGGGCUGACAUGGCCAUCGGUUCUCUGACCAUCAACGAGGAGCGUUCGGAGAUCAUCGACUUCUCGGUUCCGUUCGUGGAGACGGGGAUCAGCGUGAUGGUUGCCCGGAGCAACGGGACGGUGUCUCCGUCGGCGUUCCUGGAGCCGUACAGCCCAGCCGUCUGGGUCAUGAUGUUCGUCAUGUGUCUGACUGUCGUGGCUAUCACCGUCUUCGUCUUCGAGUACUGCAGUCCCGUCGGCUACAACCGCAGCCUGGUGACAGCCAAAGAUCCCGGCGGUCCCACCUUCACCAUCGGGAAGUCGGUGUGGCUGCUGUGGGGAAUCGUCUUCAACAACUCGGUUCCCAUCGAGAACCCUAAAGGGACCACCAGUAAGAUCAUGGUCCUGGUCUGGGCCUUCUUCGCCGUCAUCUUCCUGGCGUCCUACACGGCCAACCUGGCGGCCUUCAUGAUCCAGGAGCAGUACAUCGACACGGUGUCGGGCCUCAGCGACAAGAAGUUCCAGAAGCCGCAGGAGCAGUACCCUCCGUUCCGCUUCGGAACCGUUCCGAACGGCAGCACCGAGCGGAACAUCCGGAGCAACUACCCCGAGAUGCACGCCCACAUGGUGAAGUACAACCAGAAGGGCGUGGAGGACGCGCUCAACAGCCUGAAGACGGGGAAGCUGGACGCCUUUAUCUACGACGCGGCGGUGCUGAACUACAUGGCCGGGAAGGACGAGGGCUGCAAGCUGGUGACCAUCGGCAGCGGCAAGGUGUUCGCCACCACCGGCUACGGCAUCGCGCUGCAGAAGGACUCCCGCUGGAAGAGGCCCAUCGACCUGGCGCUGCUGCAGUUCCUGGCCGAUGGCGACACCCAGAAGCUGCAGACCGUCUGGCUCACUGGAAUCUGCCGCAACGAGAAGAAGGAGGUGAUGAGCAGCAAGCUGGACAUCGACAACAUGGCGGGCGUCUUCUACAUGCUGCUGGUGGCCAUGGGCCUCAGCCUGCUGGUCUUUGCCUGGGAGCACCUGCUCUACUGGAAGCUGCGCCACUCCGUGCGCAAGUCCGAGCGCCUGGACUUCCUGCUGGCCAUCAGCCGGGGAAUCUACAGCUGCUUCAACGGCGUGGAGCACACGGACCGCAGCAGCGGCCUGCAGAGUCCGGACGUCACCUCCAACUACACCCAGGCCAACAUGCUGAAGAUGCUGAAGACGGCCAAGGACAUGGUGUCCUCCGCCCGGGUGGAGAACUCCCUGGACAACGCCACCAAGACCAUUGAGCACUGGAGCCGGAGGGGGGGCGACGGCGUGCGGGUCGGCCUCCCGCCCAGGGUGACCGCCGGUGACGUGGCUCAUGGCCGUCUGCCCUACGUCUCCAGCAUCACGGACAACCACUCGCCGUACCCCCAGAGGGCCGUCACCCCCACCUUCCCCGUCCACUACGGGGACUCGUCCACCCAGCCGCUCCUAGAGAAGCCGCGGGCGGCGCCCCGGCCCACGCCGCUGCGCUACACGCUGCCCGCCCGCGCCGGGCAGCACGUCCUGGAGAGGACCCUGCCCAUCUCCAGCCUCAGCAGCCCCCACAUCGCCAUGAGGGACCCCGCUCCAUCGGGAACCCCCACCGCCCACCACACCGCCCACCACGGCGGCCGGCUGUACAUGGAAAACCAGCCCCGCCCCGUACCCGCCUCCCCCUUCGUCCCCUACAGGGACUUCCAGGUGCCUGAUAUCUACCUGGAGCACAAGGCGCCGCUCAGGAGGAAGUUCAGCUACCCCCCCGACUGCGUGAGCCGCAGGCGGCGAUCCCACAGCUACCUGUUCGAAGCCGCCGACCCCCGAGCGAGAGGCGAGUACGACGAGCCACGGUCCUGCCUCGCCGAGCUGAGAGCCAACCACCUCCUGAACAACCACGCCCCCGACCCCACCUCCGCAGCGUGCAGCGCCGGACACUACCCCGGCAGCAGCACCAGCUGCAACUCCUGCAUGAAGCCCUACCUGGAGCCCGAGAUGGACGACGUGCCGCUGCUGGGGAAGGACAAGCUGAACCGCCGCGCCUCCUUCCUCAAAGCCACGUGGGGCAACGACAGGAUCCGGCAGGUGGAUGAAACCAAGCCCUCCACCUCUUCCUCCCCCUCCGCCCGAAUGGACAUGCCCGACCUGUUCCCGCGUGUGGUGGUGGCGGCGAAGUCGAAGCCCCACAAGCUGUACGGCAGCCUGGGCCACAACCUGUCCUGCUACCCGCUAGCAGCCGAGCCAGCAUACCUGGACCCGGCCCACAUGGGGUCGUACCCCUACAAGCAGAAGGUGAAGUACUCAGAGUCGACCCGGCUGCCCUCCUACCGGGAGGCCAUCCUGCAGAACGCGGCCGCCCUGCGCCGCUCCUCCUCCACCGUGGUGCACAGACACUACUCCACCUACUUGAACUCGUACACAGACUUGCCGGUGUACGUGGGGCCCCUGGCCCAGGGGCCCCACCACUUCUACGGCGGCUCCCAGGACAUGUGCCACUUGUUUCCCUGUGGCGGCCACUGCCCGGACAGCGCCGCCAUGCUGCCCCGCAUGAGCGAUCGGCCUCUGGUUUACCACAACAACAUGUUCGGGGCUUACGACGGCAUAGGGAAGAGGGAGGAGCCGGGCUCCGGGGCCCGGGACCGGAGGCAGGUGUUGGUGGCACACAGAGUGAACAGUCCCUAUGUGCCAAAGCCCUGGGGCCGGGUGUCCAGCCUGGAGUCAGAGGUCUGA